AUGUUUGUUCAUUCAUCCAGAGACGACCGUCGCGACCGAGACCGUGGUGGAGACAGAGAACGCGAGAGAGACAGACCACGCAGACGCUCGCGCUCACCCGGACACCGCCCACGCAGAGACGAAUACCAGGGAGACUCAUACUCGUCGAGCCGCGACUACAGGGAGCGCGAGAGAGAAGACAGAUACGCUGGAAGACGUGGAGGUGGUCGCGAAUGGGACAGAGGAGACCGUGGCUCUGACCGACGAGGAGACCGCCGUGACGACCCGCGCGGUGGCAGAGACCGCGGCGACCGUGGAGGUGAUCUGUUUGACGACCGCAGAGGAGGUGGUAGAGGAGGACGCGAUCGUGCCCCUCAGCAAUCCAUCGAUCAGAAGCGCAGCCCCAGCCCUCCCAGAAAGCCCAAGGAGCCCACCCCCGAUUUGACCGAUGUCGUGCCUAUCCUCGAGCGCAAGCGUCGCCUGACUCAAUGGGACAUCAAGCCUCCUGGCUACGAAAAUGUCACAGCUGAGCAGGCCAAGCUCUCGGGCAUGUUUCCUCUUCCUGGUGCUCCUCGCCAACAACCCAUGGACCCCACGAGACUCCAGGCUUUCAUGAACCAGCCUGCAAAUGCUGGCGCCAACACUGCUCUCAAGCCCUCCAACGCUCGCCAGUCAAAACGUCUCUUUGUCCAUGGAAUUCCUCCUAACGCAACCGAAGACAACGUUAUCGACUUCUUCAACCUCCAGCUCAAUGGCCUCAACAUUGUCAGAGGUAUGGAUCCUUGUGUGUCAGCACAAAUCUCGCCCGACCACGAAUUUGCUCUCUGCGAGUUCAAGACACCGGAAGAUGCUACAACCGCUUUGGCUUUCGAUGGCAUUUCUAUGAGCAACGACUCUGUCAAUGGCUCAGCAAAUGGAAGACCGGCAGGCCUGCAGAUUCGCCGUCCCAAGGACUACAUCGUUCCUGCUGUCACAGAUGAGAGCGAGCAGACACAAGGCAUUGUCUCUGAGAACGUCCCAGAUACCCAGAACAAGCUGAGAAUGACCAACAUCCCCACAUUCAUCGAGGAUGCACAAGUCAGAGAGUUGCUUACAACUUUCGGCGAGCUCAAAUCCUUCGUCCUCGCCAAAGACACUUCUUCUGGCGCAAGCCGUGGAUUUGCUUUCUUCGAGUACAUGGAUCCUACCAAGACUGAUGAAGCUGUCACAGGCUUAAACGGUAUUGAGUUGGGUGACGGUGCGCUUAGAGCUGCAAGAGCCGCUAUUGGUGUGCAGCAGGUUGGCGGAGACAUGAGUGUGAACGCCAUGAGCAUGCUUGCCGGUACCACAAGCUCAGACGUGGAGCAAGGUCGCGUGCUCUGUCUGUUGAACAUGGUCACAGCAGAGGAGCUUUUGGAUAAUGAUGAAUACGAAGAAAUCGUCGAAGACGUCAAGGAGGAAUGCAGCAAGUACGGAUCAGUACUGGACAUGAAGGUUCCCCGUCCUUCUGGCGGUAGCAGACAGUCCAAUGGUGUCGGAAAGAUCUACGUCAAGUAUGACACAAACGAGUCUGCUUCGAAGGCUUUGCGUGCUCUGGCUGGCAGAAAGUUCGCUGACCGCACUGUGGUCGUUACCUUCUUUGGCGAGGAGUACUUUGAUGUUAACGCAUGGUAA
Aureobasidium melanogenum CBS 110374 is the source of this 1632-nucleotide messenger RNA. RefSeq lists its product as uncharacterized. Gene Ontology annotation, molecular function: pre-mRNA 3'-splice site binding; poly-pyrimidine tract binding. Gene Ontology annotation, cellular component: U2-type prespliceosome; nucleus; nuclear speck. The record is from RefSeq and is a predicted model, not a curated record. Lineage: Eukaryota; Fungi; Ascomycota; Dothideomycetes; Dothideales; Saccotheciaceae. Gene Ontology annotation, biological process: mRNA processing. The transcript is spliced from 4 exons. The coding region runs from base 1 to 1632 and encodes 543 amino acids.